Molecule: messenger RNA, 207 nt
Organism: Clunio marinus
Lineage: Eukaryota; Metazoa; Arthropoda; Insecta; Diptera; Chironomidae
Source: the annotation of a GenBank genome assembly
AUGAAUUGUGAACAUUUUGCUUUUAUGAACGGGAAAUCAAAGGCUUUAGAUGAAGAAAACAUUUUUUUUGUAUUAUUCUUCCAUCAAACGAAGUCGAAUAAAAACAUUUUACAACAGCAACUGAGAAAAAGAUUUCUGUUGCCUAGUAAAAGAUUGAAGAAAAACUUUAGCAAUAAUAUUCACUACCAAAACAAAGAGAAUGCUUGA